GGACAUCCAUCCUGGUACCACUCAGCAUUCGUUAUAUACGACCUCUCUUCCCACUGAUAUUGUCAGCGGUGGCGUCCGUUACUUUCCUCUCAUUCAACCGCUAGAUAUGGCCUCAUCAUCCUCAUCGUCACCUGAAAUCACCUCCGCCCCACCUGCAUCGGGACCCUCACAGCAUGUCGUACAGUAUUCUCACCUCACACAAGAAGAAGUACUGGAAGAACUAUCAAGUCGGUUCAUCCUAAAUUUACCCGACGAGGAGCUCGCGUCCCUCGAGCGAGUAUGCUUCCAGGUGGAACAAGCACACUGGUACUACGAGGAUUUCAUUCGAGAGCAGAAUCCGUCGAAGUUUCCUUCGUACACACUUAAGACGUUCUCCGAGGCAUUAUUUCGAACUUGCCCACCUCUACAGCAUUGGGCUCAUGACCACGAACGAGCAUAUGCAAAGUUCAUGCAGUACAAGACGAGGGUGCCAGUGUGCGGAGCAAUCAUGCUGAAUGAUACAUGGGAAAAGUGUGUUCUUGUGAAAGGAUGGAAGUCAUCGGCUGGAUGGGGCUUUCCCAAAGGCAAGAUUAAUGAGCAGGAACCGCGACCUCGUUGCGCUGCACGAGAGGUUCUCGAAGAGACUGGCUACGAUCUGGAGGAUCAAAUCGUUCCCGAAGAUGUUAUUGAACUAUCCAUCAAAGAGCAAUCUAUAUCCCUGUACAUCGUCCAUGGCAUUCCGGAAGAUUACCCGUUUAAAACCAGGACCCGCAAGGAGAUUAGCAAAAUCGCGUGGUUUAAAUUAUCGGACCUGCCCACUUGGAAGCGUAGCAAAGCUGUGCCGGGGAAGUUCUACCUAAUUUCUCCAUUCAUCGGGCCUAAAUUUUUCCUCAGCCCAUUGAAACAGUUCAUUCAUGACCGCAAACCCCGCAAUCUACCGCGUCGCCUUCGUAAUUCGCAGAGUGUCCGAUUUGCUCAGGAUGUGCAUGCCCCUGGCGAAGAGGAUGCCGACCACACUCAAGCUAGCCCGACAGCCAGCAACGACCACAGCGCGCAGGAAUCGAGCUCUCAAUCGUCGUCCGCAGACAACAGGGAACCGGAGACGCCGUCGCCGCAAUACAGUGCUCCUCAAGUCAAUUUGCAACCUCACGAAGCUACUCCUGGCGUUGACGGGACUCUGCAGAUUAUGGAAGGCGUGGAUCCACAUUUCGCUCGCCUGUUAAACUCCUUGUCUUUGUCAGCAUCCGCUUCGUCCACCAAUGGCAGUGCCAAGUCUAUGCCUUCAGCAUCGUCGAAAUCAUUGUCGCCUACCAGUUCUGGAGCACAUAUUGCUACUUCAGAUUGGUCUGCUCGUAUGCCCAACGCGUUAAUGGACCGUUCACUUGCAACAUCUGUACAAUCAGAUUCCAGCACUCAACAUCCUUCCUCCCCUACUGCGACUCGGACAGUCACGCCCGCACUAUCCGCUCCCCUUCCCAGAGGUCCCAUUGCGGAGGCUUCGCGUGGCGCCGCCCUACCUACUUCGUCACCUCCUCUCGCUCACUAUUCUCCGUCGUCACGAUGUGCCACUUCCAUGGGGAUAAAGCAGUCACCGCAGCAGGCGCGUGCUCGUCAUGCUUCCAGGAUCUCAGCAGACAUAUCACCCUACUUGUCGCGCCCAGCGGAGAUCCCGAAGCAGAUGAAAUACAUUUCGAUGCUGGAGAAUGUGGUGAAGGAAUCUGAUAGGCUUUCUUCUCAGUUCCAACAACAGGCUUCUACACUGGGGCAUGCCCCUCAGACCCUUGCUGCUGACAGAAUCCCCAUGGCUCCCGCGUCCUCGGCACCGCCGUCCGUGAUGUUCGCCCGCUCCAAUACCCCUGUAAUCUAUUCUUCUGGGCCGGCCGCUAAUCGUCUCCCUCCAUCAAUCCCUCCCUCCGCGCGGCAAAUGCUUCCGUUUGACUCGUCUUAUGAUGACCCAUUCGUAGUCCGACCUCGCACUGCGUUCCACCCGCCUUCAUUUCCACCGCCCCUCCGCAAGCCGAGCCUCAACGAGGAGAAUCGACAUUAUAUGGGCGCUGGGGUAGAUACUCGCGGUCCGCUCCCCCUGCCUAGCACAGGGAGUUUCGCUCCCCAAGUACCAUUUCCCUCUUCGGGCCCCGCGCAAGCAGCGCUGCCCCCCAUGGCUAUGCGCAACGAGUCAGGCCUCCCGCCUAUCCGCCCAAUGCCUCCACAACAGUUCCCGUUUACUCAGUACGGGGAGCCGGUCCCUACUCCCACACCUGGAUUUCCGUCUUCUAUGACUGCGGCGCGGUCUGCGAACAAUGCUCACCUGCUGUCCAUUUUGAACACUCCUAGCGUUGCAGCCCGCUCCACUCCCGUGCCAUCCGGCCUCAUGAACGGCGUUGGCUCGCGAUGA
Messenger RNA from Laetiporus sulphureus 93-53, 2374 nucleotides. RefSeq names its product DCP2-domain-containing protein. Gene Ontology annotation, molecular function: manganese ion binding; 5'-(N(7)-methylguanosine 5'-triphospho)-[mRNA] hydrolase activity; RNA binding. Lineage: Eukaryota; Fungi; Basidiomycota; Agaricomycetes; Polyporales; Laetiporaceae. The coding region runs from base 107 to 2374 and encodes 755 amino acids. The record is from RefSeq and is a predicted model, not a curated record. Gene Ontology annotation, biological process: deadenylation-dependent decapping of nuclear-transcribed mRNA; nuclear-transcribed mRNA catabolic process, nonsense-mediated decay. Gene Ontology annotation, cellular component: cytoplasm; P-body. The transcript is spliced from 7 exons.